UCACAAAUUAGAAAAAAAAAAAAAAAAGAGGAAAAAAAUGCCAUCCCUCCCCUCCAAGAAGAGCCACUGCUGGCCCCAAACCCAGAUCGAUUCUGCAUGUUCCCCAUUCAGUACCCUCAGAUUUGGGAAAUGUACAAGAAAGCCGAGGCCUCCUUCUGGACCGCCGAGGAGGUGGACCUCUCUCAGGACCUCCGCGACUGGGAUUACACCCACCCGGGCGACCGCCACUUCAUCACUUACGUCCUCGCCUUCUUCGCCGCCUCCGACGGCAUCGUCCUCGAGAACCUCGCCGGCCGCUUCAUGAAGGAAGUCCAGGUUUCCGAGGCCCGCGCCUUCUACGGCUUCCAGAUCGCCAUCGAGAACAUCCACUCCGAAAUGUACAGCCUCCUCCUGGAGUCCUACAUCAAGGACUCCGACGAGAAGCACCGGCUCUUCCACGCCAUCGACACCAUCCCCUGCGUGGAGAAGAAGGCCAAGUGGGCCCUCCGCUGGAUCGACGGCUCCGAGUCCUUCGCGGAGCGCCUGGUGGCCUUCGCCUGCGUGGAGGGGAUAUUCUUCUCUGGGAGCUUUUGCGCCAUAUUCUGGGUGAAGAAGCGGGGGCUGAUGCCGGGCUUGACCUUCUCCAACGAGCUGAUCUCGCGGGACGAGGGGCUGCACUGCGACUUCGCGUGCCUGCUGUACGGGCUGCUGAGGGCGAAGCUGAGCGAGGAGAGGGUGAGGGGAAUCGUGGCGGAGGCGGUGGAGAUAGAGAGGGAGUUCGUGUGCGAGGCGCUGCCCUGCGCGCUGGUGGGGAUGAAUGGGGAUUUGAGCCAGUACAUCGAAUUCGUGGCGGAUAGGUUGUUGGGGGCGCUGGGAUGCGGGAAGGUGUACAAUGUGCAGAACCCGUUCGAUUGGAUGGAGCUGAUCAGCCUGCAGGGAAAGACCAAUUUCUUUGAGAAGAGGGUCGGGGAAUAUCAGAAGGCGUCCGUCAUGUCCAGUUUGAACGGAAAUGGAGUCGUCGCCCAUGUCUUUAAGUUGGACGAGGAUUUCUGAGAACCACCCCCCUCCUCUUUCUUCUCUCUCUCACUCUGUUUCAAUUUUUUCAUCAUAGAUUAUUAAUUCCUUCUUUUUACUCUGUUCACUUAUCGUCAUGUGUUUUUAGUUUUUGAUUACUUGCUUACUACUGCUGCUACUACUAGUUUAAUACGGCUACUGGAUUUUGGUUAGAACUCCCAAAAUAAGAACAAAAAUUGGCUUAGGUUCAACUUCACAUAAUGUAAUAUUGGCAGUAGGUUGAAAUUUGUGAUGCUCGGUGGUUCUUCUAACACCUGCGUUGUAAGUAAAGUUUCCUUUAGUAUAUUACUAAUUACUACUUUCUGCU
Molecule: messenger RNA, 1360 nt
Organism: Coffea arabica (coffee)
Lineage: Eukaryota; Viridiplantae; Streptophyta; Magnoliopsida; Gentianales; Rubiaceae
Product: ribonucleoside-diphosphate reductase small chain
Biological process (GO): deoxyribonucleotide biosynthetic process
Molecular function (GO): oxidoreductase activity
Source: RefSeq, a predicted model, not a curated record